AUGGUCAAGAUCCUCUGUUUGCACGGCCAAGGAACAAGCGGCUCGAUAUUCAAGUCGCAGUCAGCCUCAUUCCGCGCCAAGCUGCCCUCGGAGUGGGAAUGGGACUUCCCAGAUGCUCCCUACUCGGCCAAGCCGCACCCUGGCAUUGAUGUCCUAUUCCGUAGUCCAACAUACGCCUGGUGGUUGGCCUCACAAGACAUCGUGAACGCCGUGCGCGCUUCUCACUUAUGGCUUGAUGAAUACAUCGAGGAGCAUGCGGUUUUCAUCUGCGGAGGGCUGCCGCUGCCAGUGCUAGAGGACAUGGGUCUCGAUGCGCAAGGGGCGUACGAAUUAAACCAAAGAACGGUGGAGCAGAUGAAGGCCAAGAGCGCAGUGCUUUAUGAUACUGCAAGUUUACCCAAGGGUCAGGGGUUAUGGGAUUACACUGCGGAUUUAGAGCAUAAGGCGGACGAACUGCCCGAUGAGGCGGACUGCUUCGGACUUGAUUUCACAUCGUUUCCGGAGGAUGUCAGGAUCAAGAUACCAACCGUCCACAUUGUUGGGGCGAAAGAUCCGAGGUGGUCCGCAGGUGUCCAGCUAGCCUACUUCUGUGAUGAUCGCAAGAUGUUUGAUCAUGGAGGGGGUCACGAUAUACCAAGAACAACGCAGGUAUCUCUGAGUAUUGCGGAGUUGAUCAAAGGCGUUAAUGGAGUCUAA
Molecule: messenger RNA, 696 nt
Organism: Diaporthe citri
Lineage: Eukaryota; Fungi; Ascomycota; Sordariomycetes; Diaporthales; Diaporthaceae
Exons: 3
Coding region: 1-696 (231 amino acids)
Cellular component (GO): nucleus; cytoplasm
Source: RefSeq, a predicted model, not a curated record